Mya arenaria is the source of this 1486-nucleotide messenger RNA. RefSeq names its product probable serine/threonine-protein kinase DDB_G0278509. The transcript has a single exon. Bases 43 to 1356 code for a protein of 437 amino acids. The record is from RefSeq and is a predicted model, not a curated record. Gene Ontology annotation, molecular function: protein binding. NCBI's taxonomy places the organism in Eukaryota, Metazoa, Mollusca, Bivalvia, Myida, Myidae. Gene Ontology annotation, cellular component: extracellular matrix.
AUACUCCUUUUGCUGUUAGCAAACAACUGUAGCGGCUUCCUCAUGGACACAGACUCAAACUGUCCAAUAAAUCCGCCCUGUAAUUGCUUCUUCGACAAGAUAUACUGUCAAGGAUUCAAGCUGUCACAGUUUCCGGCCUUUAAAAGGACAACACGCUCAUAUUUUCACAUUGAAAUCGAUGCAUGGAAUAACAACUUUCUUCAGCUACCUUCUAAUGCAUUCCAAAAUCUGCAAUUUACCAAUGCUUCAGCAAUUACAAUAUACUUGGGGGCGAACAGCAUCCAUUACAUUGAUGACAAUGCCUUUGCUGGAAUUGAAAACAUCCUGGUGUAUCUCGGCCUGUCAAAUAACAAUCUACGAACGCUUCCAAUCGCGUUCCAACACAUUCCACACUUGGGCGUGUUGGAUUUAACAGGAAAUCCUCUUUAUAAACUCGAUUCUCUAACCAUGACACGUCUCGGAUCCUCUUUAGUGGACUUCAUGAUAGACAUAAAUCAUCUAAUUCCACCUGGUUACCCUAGUGAAAUGGGUCUUCUUAGGAAGUUGAAAGUCCUUACACUUAAUGGAGAUUUUGACAAGAACAAUAUAUCCAGCUCAGCAUUUGAUACACAGGAAAACACUCUUACCAGUUUAAACAUUUAUGGCAUCAAUAACAUGCCGACAGCAAUGUGCAGCCUUCGUCAAUUGAAAUCAAUUCAGUUCAGUUCAAACAAUGUAAACACAAGGUCAUCUUCUGGAUUUCUUCCAACAUGCUCAACCCCGCUAAAUUCGGUGAAAAGCGUUGUUCUAUCAAGUAACUCUUUAACGGAUUUCCCUGACGUUUUCUUGGUAUUCCCUGAUCUGGAAUAUUUAUCCGCUAACUAUGAAUACUUUGUGGACAUUUUGCCGUCAAAACUUCCGACAAACACACAACUGAAGACAUUUAACUUACAAAGCAAUGAAUUAAACAAAGUUCCUUCUGGCAUUAAUAAUCUCGUAUCUUUGGAUGAACUGGAUCUUACUUGGAACCAAAUAACAAGCAUUGGAGCGAAUGACCUAGCAGGCUUAACAAAACUGACCAAACUGUACCUGAACGGUAAUCCAAUUACAACCAUUGCCGCACAAGCCUUCGCUAACAAUCGCAACCUGGUGGAACUUCAGCUAACCGAUCUCCAGAUAACCACACUUCCGGCUUCCCUGACAUCCCUAGCUCUUCUUGAACGGUUCAGCACAGACCACUCUCCAAUCUCGUGUACAUGCGCAGACCUGUCAUCGCUGAAGGGAUGGGGAAUUACGUCAUUGUAUUACCAGAGCAAGUGUUCCAACUCGAACGGGUUGAUAAAGGACUUCAUAACAAUUACUUUGGCGUCGUGUUAGAUAUCAACUGUGUUUGCUUUGAUGGUGAACUUUAAAACAAUAGACAUUGGUUUGAAUGUUUAAAGACGUCGUCUAUAACUAUUGAGUUGACAUUUCAAUUAUUAAUAAUAUCUUUUAUUGAUUUUUUUCA